ACUUUGAAAACACAAACCACGUACGGGAAGUCGGAGGGGAAAAAUCAGCUGGAAUCCGGCGAAGUCAACAAGACUAUUUUCCUUCACUUAGCUAGCUAUCCAUCUGUCAACUUCUGUCUCUCCCUUCGGUGCUUCUCGCUGUCAAAACGCCACACUGGCGAUGUCAGAGUCAUACGAUUUCCUGUUCAAAUUCCUGGUCAUUGGGAAUGCUGGAACAGGCAAAUCCUGCCUGCUGCACCAGUUCAUAGAGAAGAGAUUUAAGGAUGAAUCCAACCAUACAAUCGGGGUGGAGUUUGGCUCUAAGAUCAUCAAUGUGGUCAACAAAAUGGUCAAACUGCAAAUCUGGGACACUGCAGGACAGGAAAGGUUCAGGUCUGUGACCAGGAGUUACUACAGAGGAGCAGCAGGAGCCCUACUGGUCUAUGAUAUCACCAGUCGAGAGACAUACAACGCGCUGACCACGUGGUUGAGUGAUGCCAGGAUGCUGGCCAGUCAGAACAUCGUCAUCAUCCUGUGUGGAAACAAGAAGGACCUGGACGCUGACAGAGAGGUCACGUUCCUGGAGGCUUCACGCUUCGCUCAGGAGAACGAGCUGAUGUUCCUGGAAACCAGCGCUCUGACAGGGGAGAACGUUGAAGAGGCCUUUGUCCAGUGCGCUCGGAAAAUCCUCAACAAGAUAGAGUCAGGGGAGCUGGAUCCAGAGAGGAUGGGUUCAGGUAUCCAGUAUGGUGACGCUGCUCUACGACAGCUUCGCUCUCCUCGUCGUGCUCAGCCACAGGGCACCCAGGAGUGUGGCUGCUAGUGGGCACGCCCAGUAACUUCCACAGACGAGUGUGUUUCAGACAGGUUUGUUAAGACCAGGAGAAGAACAGCCAUGGUGGGGGGGGGCGGUUCAGGUUGCUAUGCUGAUGGCUCCUCUCUGACCUUCGACCUUCGCACGGAACAUUCAGAACCAUUUGAGUCUUCGCCGUCAUGGCUGCACCUGCAGAGAGCCGAAAAGACCUCCCAGUCACGCUCCCUCCCUCACAGAACUCUAAGCAUCUUCAUGGUAACCAGAGACCACACACCCUCCAACAUUCUGCUCCACUAUUGGACCAAAUCCUCCCCAGCCCUCCAAUCAGGAUGUGAUUUGCUGAUAUGUGUACCUUCUCUUUCUCUCCCCUACUUGUCUGCCAUCACACUUGCUUAGCUUAGCACAAUUUUGUUCAUUCACUAAACACUAUUCCCAUUGCCUUCCCUUCCCAUCUUCAGUGUUUAAAACAGAUAAGAUUAAAUGUUUGAAUUAAUUAGCUUUGAAGGUGUUGGUAGGCGGCUUUAUGUUUCUUUUCUCUCCCCUUCCUCCAGUUGUCACGCCCAGCUCAGCUGCCUCCUGACCCCAGGUUGAUUGUUAGUGCAGACACAUGAGCAGUUAAUUUUCUCAUCUAACUCUUGACAAGAAAAUAAAUUUACUAAACUAUUCCUUUAACCGCAUGCAUAUGUAAAACCUUCCUUUUCUAUAGUACAUCUUUCUCCACCCACCUGCUCUGUUUGCCUGCAUUAAACACACCCCUCACUGUCUACUGACCACCCAUGCAUUUUGCACUCCCUGUAUGCUUAUUUCUCUCUCUUCUCACACACCCCAGGCAGUGCAGCUGCUGGAUUAUAUUUCAUUCCUUCUUCCAUCCCUGCUUUUCUUGCGCUGUUUACAUCCUACCUUCCUCUCUGUUGUGUCCACCUGCCUGUUUCUCUGCCUUUCUAAAUCUCUCCCCUCCUACAGCAUCUCACACACUGUACAGUGUUUCUGUAUAUAGAGACUGGCGCAUGUUUUCUCCAACAGAAUAUCAGAGUAUUUCAUUAUGAAGAGAUAUUAUAUGUAUAUUAAAGAAGAAACCAUAUCCAGCAUCCGUUUCAUGUUAAGCUACAGUACAGUGGCAACUUGGAAGCAGUGUGGAUGGGCAGUACUGUUUGUGUUUAUUUGUGAAUGGGAGAAGCUGAUGUGGAUUACAUUAGUGACUAACAUGUUUGUGUGGAAAAUCCUGUUUUAUCAUUGGUUAAGCUCAUAGAUUGAAAAAAAAAACAGCCUGAAUUAUCCUGAGCAUACAUUUGGCUUUCUGCUACUUAAACCAUUUGGAGGAAAAUGUUUCAUCUUUGUAUUUACAUUGGCACACUCAGUUAAAAGACUUUUCUGACUGUGUGACACGCAUCUUUAUCCAAAGGAUCCCGGUCAUGACUCAUGCCUCUAAAUGUCGCCUGUUUACACGCAUACCUCACUAACUGCUGCCAGCUGUGGUUAAUGCUAACUGAAUGCAUUUCAAGUUUUAGCAGUGUAUGAAAAUAUCUCAUGUGUGUUUGAUUUUUGUUUCCUCAGAUAAUCACUGUCUCCCGUUUAAGUUCAGCCACGUAAAUCCCUUGACAAAAAAACACUUGGGAAUUGUUUGAAUGUUUAGAGGUGCAUUUUGCAUUAGUGUAUUUAAGCAUUGCAACAACAUGUCAUUUAUGGUUUUUAAGUUUUGCCUCCUUAAAAGUGAUUUAUUAAACUUUUAAAUCAAUCACA
Messenger RNA from Scatophagus argus, 2533 nucleotides. RefSeq names its product RAB4a, member RAS oncogene family (gene rab4a). Gene Ontology annotation, cellular component: endosome. The record is from RefSeq and is a predicted model, not a curated record. The transcript has 8 exons. Gene Ontology annotation, biological process: regulation of endocytosis; Rab protein signal transduction. NCBI's taxonomy places the organism in Eukaryota, Metazoa, Chordata, Actinopteri, Scatophagidae. Bases 161 to 802 code for a protein of 213 amino acids. Gene Ontology annotation, molecular function: GTP binding; GTPase activity.